GGCCUGGCUGCGCGGCCCUAAACUCAGGAGGCGGAGCUGAGACGGGGUCGGGACUGCUUGCUAACUCCAGGACCAGAGCACGGGCUUUGGAAAAGAUCUAACAAGUCCUCUACCACUUGCCUGUGGGGAAUUUGGGGCACUUAACCUCUUUGAGCUUUAAGUUCCUGAUCUGUAAAACGAGGAUGAUAGUGCUUAUUGUGAGCUGAUCUCUGUGAAGCGUUUGGCACAGAUCCUUGCACAUAGUUUAAAUUUUUGAAAUUGAAGUAGGUCUACACAUUAGGAACUCAUGUCUUUUCUUGUAAGUAAACCAGAGCGAAUUAGGACCAAUGAGGCGAGCUCAGAGUCGAUAGCAUCCCUGUCUAAACAGGAGAUCAUGAGUAGCUUCCUGCCGGAAGGAGGGCGCUAUGAGCUACUCUCUGUCAUAGGCAAAGGAUUUGAGGACCUGAUGACAGUGAAUCUAGCAAGGUACAAACCGACAGGAGAGUACGUGACGGUACGAAGGAUUAACCUGGAAGCUUGUUCCAAUGAGAUGGUGACGUUCUUGCAGGGGGAGCUUCAUGUCUCUAAACUCUUCAGCCAUCCCAAUAUCCUGCCAUAUCGAGCCACCUUUAUUGCAGACAAUGAGCUGUGGGUUGUCACAUCAUUCAUGGCAUAUGGUUCUGCAAAGGAUCUCAUCUGCACACACUUCAUGGACGGCAUGAAUGAACUGGCGAUUGCUUACAUCCUGCAGGGGGUGCUCAAGGCCCUGGACUACAUCCACCACAUGGGAUACGUACACAGGAGCGUCAAAGCCAGCCACAUUCUGAUUUCCUCGGAGGGAAAGGUCUACCUGUCUGGUUUACGCAGCAACCUCAGCAUGAUCAGCCAUGGGCAACGGCAGCGUGUGGUCCACGACUUUCCCAAGUACAGUGUCAAGGUUCUGCCUUGGCUCAGCCCAGAGGUCCUCCAGCAGAAUCUGCAGGGUUACGAUGCCAAGUCUGACAUCUACAGUGUGGGAAUCACAGCCUGUGAGCUGGCCAAUGGCCAUGUCCCCUUUAAGGAUAUGCCUGCCACCCAGAUGCUGCUGGAGAAGCUGAAUGGCACCGUGCCCUGCCUGCUGGACACCAGCACCAUCCCUGCCGAGGAGCUGACCAUGAGCACCUCACGCUCAGCAGCCAACUCUGGCCUGAGUGACAGCCUGGCCACCAGCACCCCCAGGACCUCCAAUGGCGACUCGCCCUCCCACCCCUAUCACCGCACCUUUUCCCCCCACUUCCAUCACUUUGUGGAGCAGUGCCUUCAGCGUAGUCCAGACGUAAGACCAAGUGCCAGUACCCUCCUGAACCACUCUUUCUUCAAGCAGAUCAAGCGGCGCGCCUCAGAGGCCUUGCCUGAGUUACUUCGCCCUGUCACCCCCAUCACCAGUUUUGAGGGCAGUCAGCCUCAGGAUCACAGCGGGAUCUUUGGCCUGGUAACAAACCUGGAAGAGCUGGAGGUGGACGACUGGGAGUUCUGAGCCUCCGAAGAAGGUGCACGUUCUCAGUCCUGGAACAUGUGAGCCUCAGGGGCCCUUUCUGAGGGCCGGCCACACUCCCACCCUCCCAGGUGCAGGUUGGGUAGAAGAGACAUUUCUGCCAGGAGAGUUGGCCGCUUACUCACUGGGAAAGAAAUUCUUGGAGAGAAACCUUUUUUUACUGCUCCAGGACUUCCGAGACACCAGGGAAUCCCAGCAACCGGUGAUCAGAGGCCAGAAAUCUGACAUUCCAUCCUGGGAGUUCAGGCAACCUCUUCAGAAGAAAGAGAUGCUGUUCUGGCCCUGGAAGGCUAAAGGCCAAGCCCAGGGUUUGACUCCUUGACCUGGGGACUGUGUGACUUCCUCUUCUCACUGUAGCUGUCCUACCAGCCUAUUGCAUUCUCUCCCUCUGCUCUCAGAUCUUAGAGGUCCGUGGAGGGGUAAGCAAUAAGCCACCUGCCCCCCCCUCUCCAGCCCCCAGGCUUCUCCCUGGUAAUUGAAGGGAAGGGCAUUUUUUUUCUUGUUAAGCACCAGGUCAAGGCUGGGGCAGUCCAUCCUCACCCCUUUCAUCACUUGUGCCCCAACACCUAAAGCCUUCCCAUAGUUCCUCUGUGCAGCUCAUCCCUUUCACACCAUCUUACUGCCUCCUGCCAGCCUCCUUGAGGCUUUCUCCAAGGCCACAGUGUCUUGCCUAGCCUGAGGACUUAAGUCCUUAUGCCACGUUAGUUUCAUUGCCAGAACAAAUUAAACAUUUCAGAGAACCCA
This is a messenger RNA of Prionailurus viverrinus (fishing cat), 2257 nucleotides long. RefSeq names its product STE20 related adaptor alpha (gene STRADA). The transcript is spliced from 12 exons. Gene Ontology annotation, biological process: protein phosphorylation. The coding region runs from base 287 to 1495 and encodes 402 amino acids. Gene Ontology annotation, molecular function: protein kinase activity; protein serine/threonine kinase activator activity; ATP binding. NCBI's taxonomy places the organism in Eukaryota, Metazoa, Chordata, Mammalia, Carnivora, Felidae. The record is from RefSeq and is a predicted model, not a curated record.